This is a messenger RNA of Gambusia affinis (western mosquitofish), 1334 nucleotides long. Its product is annotated as programmed cell death 1 ligand 1-like. NCBI's taxonomy places the organism in Eukaryota, Metazoa, Chordata, Actinopteri, Cyprinodontiformes, Poeciliidae. Gene Ontology annotation, cellular component: external side of plasma membrane. The record is from RefSeq and is a predicted model, not a curated record. The coding region runs from base 80 to 1015 and encodes 311 amino acids. Gene Ontology annotation, biological process: T cell costimulation; negative regulation of T cell proliferation; positive regulation of T cell proliferation. The transcript is spliced from 5 exons.
AGAAACUCCCCAGUGAAAAGCAAAGAGCACAACUGGAAAUAUCUUCACACUCCACAGGUUUCAUCCAGCAGGUUACAGGAUGAAGAUGAUCUCCAGCAUCCUGCUGCUCCUCAUCCUCAGCUCAUGUCUCUGUGCAGCAACAUUUGUAGUGAAUGUGACACAGAGCAGCUAUCAGGCAGAGGAGAACCACAGCAUCACUCUGGAGUGGACCUUCACCACCAAGACUCAGGGAUCCUACAGGGAACUGUUCAUUUAUUGCAGCGUGGUGGCUCAUAAAGAAUUGAUCUUCUAUCAGGUCCAUAAUGGUGUUGAGAUUCCAGAUUCUCAGGAUAAACAGUUUUCAGGACGAGUCCAGAGUGACAAAGACGUCCUCAGAGAAGGACGAAUCAGACUCCAUGUGUCCAGACUGAGGACUGAAGACUCUGGUCAGUAUCUGUGUGUAGUGAAAACUGAAGACGGUUCCGACAAGGAAAAAUGUCAACUCAACGUUCAUAAAAUCAUCUCAGCUGUUCCUGGACAGAAGGUCUCUCUGCCAUGCCAACUCCCCAACAACAAACCUGCUGUGGAUGUGGAGUGGACCCGAUCAGACCUGGAACCAGAAGAAAAUGUCCUCCUGUUCAGAGGUGAUCAGCCUGAUCCAGAGAACCAGCAUCCAUCUUUUAGGAAGCGGGUGGAGCUGCAGGACAGACGGAUGAAGGACGGAGACGUGUCUUUGCUUCUGAGCAACGUGAUGCCCAGCGACUCGGGAAAAUACGAGUGUCGAGUUUUUAAGAGAGAAUCAUCUGGUAGGAAGACAAUCAAUUUCAACUCUGAAUACAUCAGGACUGUCUUCCUGGAUGUGGCGCCUCCUACAGAAAACAAGGUGGGAAGAGAAGAAGAUGGAAGCAGAAACAAAGAUGUUGGAUUGAUUAUUGGACUGAUUAUUGGAGCCAUUCUGAUCGCUGCACUGAUUAUUGGUUUGAUUAUUUGUUAUGUUAUUAAAAAUAGAAAAAGAGAAGAAGCAGAUGAUAAAUAGAUCACCAAACUCACAGUGAGAGUUGAGAACCGUUCUGAUCCUCAUGUUGAUCAUCAUUUGGAGGAUCAACAUCCUCCAAAUGAUGGAGGAUGUUGAUGGAGCUCAACAUCCUCCAUCAUUUUUUUAUUUUUUAUUUAUUUAUGAUUUUCAAGAAUAAACAGGCAAAUUAGAGGACAAAACAACAAGGAUAAAAAUAAAAAAACAAAUAAAAAAAACAAAACAAAACAAAAAAACUAACCAGAGUCAUCAAAACAAAAGUUCACAGAACAGAACAAUCAAAACACUGUCAGCUAACAAAGGGUCUGAUAAGAGGAUAAAA